UGGGGCGACGGAGGGCAGAGACAGGAGGAAAGCUGACCCGGCCAACGUUCGCAGAGACCCUCCCAACCCCUGGACAGAGAUGCACAGUGUUCCAGAGCCAGGGGGAGACAGACACUGAAUCCCCGAGAGACGUGGAGGGAGGGAGAGACCCCCCAGAGACGAGAGGGAUUCUCAGAGCCAGAGCGACAAACAGAGUGGGUGAGGAAGGGACCAAGAUAGAGCUGGCGAGGGGAGGAGGAGGAGAGAGAUCAACCUAAACAUUCAGAGAGAGACCCCCCAGCCGUAGAGAGAGAGAUUGACAGAGCCCGAGAGUGGGUGUGAGAGAGGGACAGGCACGGAGAGGUACAGAAGGCGAGUGAGACAGGGAGAGAGACAGAGAUUGCCUCUCAAAGAAGAGACGCGGAGGGAGGGAGAGGCAGAGAUCCUCGAGCCAGAGCCAGAGAGACGGAGAGAGGCAGGGAAGAGGACUAGAUUCAGGCAGACAGAAGUGCAAGAAUUUAUGAGACGGGGAGGGACAGAGGGAGACUGAUUCACAGUGAGACAGACAUGGAGUGAGAGAGACACACACCAAGACCUGGGGGGGGGGGGGGUGUCACAGGAUGAGUGACAGACAUAAAUGGAGACACGCAGCGGAGAAAACAGAGAAAUAAGAACAGAAAUUCUCAGAGACAAGGAAAGGAACCCAGACCCACCCAGAGAAACGGAGGGCGCCAGGAACAGAGCGCCCAGGGAAUAGGACGCUCCCAGAGGGAGACCUAGACGUACGAAUUCGCAGAAGCCCAGAGAGAGAUAUCAAGACGCGGGUGGCAUCAAGAAAAAAAAGGCAGGAUCCUGGUUCCUGCUACGUUCCUGGGGCCAUGGCAGGCCUGGGCCCCGGCGGAGGCGAUUCAGAGGGGGGACCCCGGCCCCUGUUUUGCAGAAAGGGGGCUCUGAGGCAGAAGGUGGUCCACGAAGUCAAGAGCCACAAGUUCACCGCUCGCUUCUUCAAGCAGCCAACCUUCUGCAGCCACUGCACUGACUUCAUAUGGGGGAUUGGAAAACAGGGCCUGCAAUGCCAAGUCUGCAGUUUUGUGGUUCAUCGACGAUGCCACGAAUUUGUGACCUUCGAGUGUCCAGGCGCUGGGAAGGGCCCCCAGACAGACGAUCCCCGCAACAAGCACAAGUUCCGUCUGCACAGCUACAGCAGCCCCACCUUCUGCGACCACUGUGGCUCCCUCCUUUACGGGCUGGUGCACCAGGGCAUGAAGUGCUCCUGCUGCGAGAUGAACGUGCACCGGCGCUGUGUGCGCAGCGUGCCCUCUCUGUGCGGCGUGGACCACACGGAGCGCCGCGGGCGCCUGCAGCUGGAAAUCCGGGCUCCCACUUCGGAUGAGAUCCACGUCACGGUUGGCGAGGCCCGUAACCUCAUCCCAAUGGACCCCAAUGGUCUGUCUGAUCCCUAUGUGAAACUGAAGCUCAUCCCAGACCCCCGGAAUUUGACAAAACAGAAGACCCGGACCGUGAAAGCCACUCUAAACCCUGUGUGGAACGAGACCUUUGUGUUCAACCUGAAGCCAGGGGACGUGGAGCGCCGGCUCAGCGUGGAGGUGUGGGACUGGGACCGGACUUCCCGCAACGACUUCAUGGGUGCCAUGUCCUUUGGCGUCUCGGAGCUGCUCAAGGCGCCGGUGGACGGCUGGUACAAGUUACUGAACCAGGAGGAGGGCGAGUAUUACAAUGUGCCAGUGGCUGAUGCUGACAACUGCAGCCUCCUCCAGAAGUUUGAGGCCUGUAACUACCCGCUGGAACUGUACGAGAGGGUGCGGAUGGGUCCCUCUUCCUCUCCCAUCCCCUCCCCAUCCCCUAGUCCCACCGACUCCAAACGCUGUUUCUUCGGGGCGAGCCCUGGACGACUGCACAUCUCCGACUUCAGCUUCCUCAUGGUUUUAGGAAAAGGCAGUUUUGGGAAGGUGAUGCUGGCUGAGCGCAGGGGCUCCGACGAGCUGUAUGCCAUCAAGAUCCUGAAGAAAGACGUGAUUGUCCAGGAUGACGACGUGGACUGCACCCUGGUGGAGAAACGCGUGUUGGCCCUUGGGGGCCGAGGCCCCGGAGGCCGACCCCACUUUCUCACCCAGCUUCACUCCACCUUCCAGACCCCGGAUCGCCUGUAUUUUGUGAUGGAGUAUGUCACCGGGGGCGACUUGAUGUACCACAUUCAGCAGCUGGGCAAGUUUAAGGAGCCCCAUGCAGCGUUCUACGCGGCAGAAAUCGCCAUCGGCCUCUUCUUUCUUCACAAUCAGGGCAUCAUCUACCGGGACCUGAAAUUGGACAACGUGAUGCUGGAUGCUGAAGGACACAUCAAAAUCACUGACUUUGGCAUGUGUAAGGAGAACGUCUUCCCGGGGAGCACAACCCGCACCUUCUGUGGGACCCCAGACUACAUAGCCCCCGAGAUCAUUGCCUACCAGCCCUAUGGGAAGUCUGUGGACUGGUGGUCCUUUGGGGUUCUGCUGUAUGAGAUGUUGGCGGGACAGCCCCCCUUUGAUGGGGAGGACGAGGAGGAGCUGUUUCAGGCCAUCAUGGAACAAACUGUCACCUACCCCAAGUCGCUUUCCCGGGAAGCUGUGGCCAUCUGCAAGGGGUUCCUAACCAAGCACCCAGCAAAGCGCCUGGGCUCGGGGCCAGAUGGAGAACCCACCAUCCGAGCUCACGGCUUUUUCCGCUGGAUCGACUGGGAACGGCUCGAACGACUAGAGAUCGCGCCUCCAUUCAGACCCCGCCCGUGUGGCCGCAGCGGCGAGAACUUCGACAAGUUCUUCACGCGGGCAGCGCCAGCGUUGACCCCUCCAGACCGCCUAGUUCUAGCCAGUAUCGACCAAGCCGAUUUCCAAGGCUUCACCUAUGUCAACCCGGAUUUCGUGCACCCGGAUGCCCGCAGCCCCAUCAGCCCAGCACCUGUGCCAGUCAUGUAAUCUCACCUGCCGCCACUAGGUGUCCCCAUGGCUCCCUCCGCCGCGCCAGCCUUAGCCAUCCACCCCCCGGCCCCCACUUCACCACCCCCUUUCCAGUUCUAGAUCUUGCUCCCAAGCAUUCAGGCCUCUGCCCACCCCCACCCCCACCCCCGUCCAGGGUUCUAGAUGCCUCGCCCAAUUGUUCCUGGCAUUCUACACUCCAUACAAUCUCUAGAGUCUUACCGUGUUCUAGAUUCUGCUGCGCUGAGCCCUAGAUUCUGACGCGCCUCAGUGUUCUGGACUCUGCUCCACCAAGUUACAGAACCACCAACACCAUCCCAACUCCAGGGAGUUCUAGACUCCAUCUUAGAAUCUAUGCCUUUUUUUUUUUUUUUACACUCCCCCGCCCCCCCCGGGAAAUAGUCUCAUGGGGUGGGCUGUUCCAGACUCAGAUACCAGGACAACCCCCCCCUCCGAGGCCCCACCUACCUCCACUCCAUCCUGGAGUCAGUGGGAGGCUGUGCCCCCGUGCUCCAGUGGACCCUCUUCUACGCUCUGGGGAUCCCUGGGAUGUAUGGAGGAUUCUUCCCCCCAACUGGUCUCAGCCAGCUUUCCUCCUAGACUUCCCCACCCUAAACCCACCACUGCAUGGCCCCUCCAGUCCUGCUCGGAACUCGGCCCCCACCCCAGUGCCUGCCACUCUCGGGGAC
This is a messenger RNA of Hippopotamus amphibius kiboko, 3640 nucleotides long. It is a transcript of the gene PRKCG, whose product is annotated as protein kinase C gamma. Bases 858 to 2951 code for a protein of 697 amino acids. The transcript is spliced from 19 exons. Gene Ontology annotation, molecular function: zinc ion binding; diacylglycerol-dependent serine/threonine kinase activity; ATP binding. Lineage: Eukaryota; Metazoa; Chordata; Mammalia; Artiodactyla; Hippopotamidae. Gene Ontology annotation, biological process: protein phosphorylation. The record is from RefSeq and is a predicted model, not a curated record.